CUCUCCUUCCGCAGCCAUUUGCACAUCUUGCUUUUCAUCCACAAAUAUUCCCAUUCCUAUUAUAGCAAAAUGGAAGGAGAGUCCAGCGAUAUAAUGAACGAGGUUGAUGAACUCCUACGGAAACUGGACAACCUCCCAGAUGGCGUGCGACUUCAGGCUCUUAAACGACUCUCGGAGAAGAUUGUCAAAAAUGAACCGGUCAGAGAGAAUGACCCUGACACACCCCCAGGGGAACAGGGUCCCAGGGAAAAGGAGAAAGUGGAAGGGAAGGAAAUGACGGCAAAGGCAGUAAAUGGGAAAAAAACACAGCUGACUGACGAGUCCAAGAAAACAGGCAAGAGGAAAGAGAGAACGUCAUCUGAAGUUGUUAUUUUGCCAGGAAGGAGACAGACUAAGAAAGUAGACUACAGACAGUUGUCUGAAUAUGGCUUAGAUGACAAGACACCUGAGGAUGAUUCUGAUCAGGUGGAAAGCAGACAGCAGGACUCAUUGCCUGUAAAACGAGGUAGGGGACGACCUAGAAAACACCCCCCUCUGGGUCCACGUCUCCCCCCUUUAACCAACUCUGGGUUCGAGCUCACAUCCUCGGUGGUUUCGACAGCACAGAGAACAUGCGAUGAAGCAGUUGGUUCUGUUGGUCCCAUCGCCUCUGUUAGUGGUUCUGUUGAGUCUACACUUUCAGAUGAGUCGAAGGAUGAUAAACCAAAUGCUGGGUUGAAUUUGCAGUGUGAGAAUGGUCAUAAUGCCCUAGACCUCCUUGAAAGCUGUCUGAAGGAGAGUGGGAUAAAAGCAGGUGAUGCAGAAAAACAUGUUAGGAGACUCGUGGAACAUGAGAAAAAGGAGAAGAUGCUAAAAGCUUUAGGCUUCCUGAAAGUGGAGGUAGAGGAGGAAGAGGAUGGGGAUGAAAUCAAAGAGAAGGAAAAAGUUUAUGUGUGCGACUCACUGGAAUCUAUAAACAAAGUUCCGCGGAAGAAAACCAUAAAAGCACCACAUAAAUGUGAGAUCUGUGGAAAGAUGUACUCCACUUUAUCAAUAUUAAAAGCACACCAAGUCCGCCACAGAAAAAAAGAGGACCUCCCAUUUGCUUGCGAAAAUUGCGACUUCCGUGCGGCAUCGAAAAUUGAGCUUUUUAGACACGCAUAUAAACACACCAGCAAGCAAAUGUACAUUUGUGAAAUUUGUGGGAGCACUUUCUCUAGGGACACCUGUCUGCGAGAGCAUAUUGAGUAUGUGCAUGUAAAGGCUAACAAGUUAAAAUGUGCACAGUGUGAUUUUGUGACUUGCCGACGUGCUUCGAUGCGCAACCACAUACUCACCCACCAAGGAACACGACCUGUGAUUGCCUGCCCAGUGUGUGGAGUGACUUUCAAACUGAAGUCUAACUUGAAGUCACAUCUCCUUUCACAUACAAGGGCCAAGCCGUUUACCUGUGAUGAGUGUGGCAAGAAAUUUAUCAUGCGUAAUCGGCUAAUGGCGCACAAACUCCAAGUCCACGGACCACGGCAGUAUGCUUGUCCCCACUGCACAAAGAGAUUUCCAACAGUACACCACCUCCAGAGACAUGUCAGAAUCCACACGGGAGAAAAGCCGUACACGUGCUGUUAUUGUGCCUUUUCCUGUAAUACGCAAGGGAAUCUUAUCAAGCACAUUAGACAUGUCCAUGACAAGAUUAACUUCACGUAUAAAGACUUCUUACGAGAGAGUGGCAAAGAAAAGGAGGAGCAGAAAGUGGACGACGUAGAAUACGAGAAAAUCACCAAAGUAGGGGAGGAACUGGCGCAGAGGCUGUUGCCGACCUUAGAGGAAUGGACAGGGCAAGAGUUGACAGUGGAUCAGUUGAAGGAACAGCUGCAGAAGGAGAAGAAUUCCAAGGUGGCAGCAUUGCAAGAGCAGCAAGCAAGGCGAAAGAGGCGAGCCCUUAGGAAGGCCGGCAGCAGCACCAGCACCAGCAGUGCCUCCUCCAAGACAUCCUCUUACUUUGCGGACGCGCAGGGCAAGAUCACCCUGUACAGUAUGCCAAACUUGGAGGAGAAUUCCCCCAUGGAAGACCCCAUAGAGGAUCCUAUGGUGGUGGAGAAUGGCCUGGGGGGAUUCGGGGACAACCAGUGCUGGCUGACGCACACGGAUGAGAAUGGAUGCGUGAUGCUGAUUCCAUGGGAUGCCUCGCUGUUGGGGGACAGCGAGGAGGGUGAGGAGGAGGGAGAGUGGACGCAAGCUGAUAAGAUCAUCAAGGGUUCUGCCAAUGGCACGGGAACCAACAUCCUCACUGUAAAGGUCCCUGUCGAGGAGAUGAAAAUCUCAAAUAUCCCAGAGUCUAAAGGAGGGGCAGAUGCUGACCCUCCUUUGGGAGUUGGGAAGAGCAGUGAUAAAUGCAUAAGUGAUAUCCAAAGCUCAGAUGACAUUGUACAGGUGAGAGAUUUAAGUGAAAUGGUUGGCAGACUGGAUGGCUUGGAUGUAAAAAUCACCAUAGGGUCUACUGUAAAUGGAAACCUCUCAUCGCAGAAGAAGGUUGGAGGAAAGCCGUUGCCUGAGUCCAUCCAGGUCAUUGCCUCCAAUGAGCCUGUGGAUGACACAGUGCCAAAUGCCUCAAACUUUGUGCUUCCAGAAGGAUAUAUUGUUGAUGAUGAUGGGCAGGUAAUCCAGUUCACAGACAAUGUUCUAGACCCAAACCUUCUCCUUCGGCCUGUUGGGCAGGUCAUAGGAGGGGCACAUGAGCCAGAGGUCACCAUAAAUAAGAUCUCUAGCAAUGUGUAUUCCCUCAUGAGCCAGGGGACUGAUGGUGAAGAGGGAGAAACCUUUGUGAUCACAACUCAAGAAGGUGAAGAAGACGAAGAAGAGGAAGAUGAAGAAGAGGAAGAACGGGAAGCCAGAGAACCAGACCUACAAGCGAAGUGUCUUGGCCAGGUCACAAAACAUCUGGACAGUCCUGUUGGCAAAGUUGACCUUCUCCCAGCUGAGGAUGAGGAUGAGGAGAGGCAGUCAGCUCUGGUGCUCAUUGUCAAUGCAGAAGACCUAGAGAACACUGGAUGAGUUCAAGCCAUAAUUCUUUAGGCUAAUAUAGUUUUGAAACAUGAGACUUGUUAUCCCUGCAGGAGACUAGUCAAAAAAAUAAUAGGAAAAUAAAAUAUAUAUCUAUGAAGUCUUUCAAAAGAAUGAGCAAGUAUUCUAGGUUUCAGUGGAAUACAAGAUUUUUAUUUUCAUUGUUGAUGUACAGAAUAUGACCUCAAGACAGCACACUUUGUGCACCAGCAAUCACAAGUAAUCCAGUUAAUUUUUACAAGAAGAAUAGUUUUUCAGUCAACAUAUCAGUGAUCCCCAUCAACUGUAUGGAAAAAAAAAAGUUUUUUUUAUGUAUUCAUAUAGUUUGGAUUGAUAUUAGGUUUGAUCUGCAAAUUGUUCAUUUACAGAUUUUUUAAAUUAAUUAUCAUGAAUUUAAAGUACUGUAUUUUCAGAUUGAUAAUAUCAAAGACGGAAUUACAGUGAAAGGGAUUAUUUAUAGGGACUAAGGGAUAAUUAAGUCAGCAGUGAUCUGUGAUAUAAAACGACUAUUGUUGAUUUCAAUUAAUUUUCAUUUAUUUCCCUAAUAUAUUGUGAUCUAAUAGAUUACACUUUAUAAGAUGAACAAAAGAUUUUUAAAAUAAACAUUUGAAAUGGA
This is a messenger RNA of Penaeus monodon (black tiger shrimp), 3655 nucleotides long. RefSeq lists its product as uncharacterized. Gene Ontology annotation, molecular function: DNA-binding transcription factor activity; RNA polymerase II cis-regulatory region sequence-specific DNA binding. Lineage: Eukaryota; Metazoa; Arthropoda; Malacostraca; Decapoda; Penaeidae. The coding region runs from base 70 to 3030 and encodes 986 amino acids. The record is from RefSeq and is a predicted model, not a curated record. Gene Ontology annotation, biological process: regulation of transcription by RNA polymerase II. The transcript has 13 exons.